This is a messenger RNA of Didymella exigua CBS 183.55, 1349 nucleotides long. RefSeq names its product arsenate resistance ArsH. The transcript is spliced from 2 exons. Lineage: Eukaryota; Fungi; Ascomycota; Dothideomycetes; Pleosporales; Didymellaceae. Gene Ontology annotation, molecular function: oxidoreductase activity. The coding region runs from base 140 to 1075 and encodes 311 amino acids. The record is from RefSeq and is a predicted model, not a curated record.
GAAAACUUCCAGAAAGCCUCCAGAACGUUUUUGUACAGUCUCAAGACCUGUGGCUGCACGCAACCGGCCGAUGAAUCUCUUGCGAGCCGCGAUUCGAACUACAAGCGCAAGCACGACUGCCACGAUUCGUCCCUUCCAAAUGUCUGCGCCAAGGAUGGCAAACGGCGACCUGAACAAUACAGCAGCAGAACGCGCCAGAAGAGAGCUUGAGAUAGACCCAGCUUAUCGCAAACGAUCUUUCGCUAUCCCUCAAUCACAAGACGAUUCCGAAAUCCGGAAAAGCUACAGGCCAUUCUUGCUCGACGAAGAGACAUCAAAUAAUGACUGGGUCUCUCAAUUAGAAUUGAGCACAGCACUGAAGAUGGUUGAGAGUCAAACCUUGAAUGGCGAUCAGGAUAGACUCAGAGUGCUUGUCCUGCAUGGCAGCAUGCGCAAUCGCUCUUAUUCGCGCCUCCUGUGUUUCGAAGCCAGUAGAGUAUUGUUUCGCCUCGGUUGUGACGUUCGCAUGUACGAUCCACAUGGACUCCCGGUGAAAGACGACGAGCAACAUUCGCAUCCAAAAGUUCAAGAGCUGCGUGAGCUCAGCAAGUGGAGCGAUGGGCACAUUUGGAUCAGCCCGGAGCAGCACGGCAAUGUGACAGCCGUCUUCAAGAACCAGAUUGAUUGGAUACCGCUAUCAACAGGCUCCGUCCGCCCCACACAAGGACGGACUCUGGCAAUUGCACAGGUGUCUGGCGGCUCGCAGUCCUUCAACACCGUAAAUACACUGCGUAUCCUCGGGCGCUGGAUGCGCAUGUUCGUCAUUCCAAACCAGAGCUCUAUUCCCAUGGCUUACAAGCAAUUCACCGAGCCAGAGGACGUCGAAGGAGGAAGCCGCUUGAUGCCGGGCGGUAACAGAGAUCGACUUGUGGACUGUAUGGAAGAGUUUGUCAAAUAUACGCUGGUCAUGCGACCGCACUUCGAUUUGUUUGGAGACAGAUGUAGCGAAAGGGAGGAGAGACGCAGCAAGGAAGAGAAGGAGAGAUUAGCAAGGGCGCAAGACGAGAAUGGGCUACCGGACCUCAAGAAGAUGUGAUGCUACAAAGGGCUGGGUGCACUAAGCGUGAUAGAGCGUUUGCAACACAGACCGCCAUGCGUUAGAUUUCGCCAUCUGGGGCCGCGCAAUGCAACGGACAAGUUACAAAAAGAUCGAACAACGCGAGUGCGUUGUCCUCUUCGAUUUGAAACCCUCCAGUGACCCAUGUCUCACCGCGCGUAUGAGGGUUUUAAUUUACUGAUUUGAGCUAUUUCGAACUUCCAGCUCCUUGAUGUUCUUGGAUCCAGCUAUGUCGGUAGAUUUCGAUUUCGAU